AUGGCGCCCAAUCUGUUCGUCGUAACCCAGACGCUGUUCUCGCCGCAGAAAUGGUUUCGCACAUCCAAGUCAGAGCGCUCGGCCAGGAAAACUGAGUACUGGGAAAAUGGACCGGUUCCAGGGCUUUACGAGUACAUCCCAGGCCGUGGAUGGUAUCUGAUCGCAACUCUCCGAGACGUCCCUACCGAGAUGGCCAGCCCCAAGAUCGCAGAAGGAGGUCCAGUCCAGCCAGCCGUUGUCUCGCAAACCAAGGAAUACGUCAAACUAGACCGCCCUAUCCAAACACACUGGUCCCGAGUCCUCAAGCGCUAUCUCCUGGAGUCCGAGUACAAAGUCCGCAAGGCAAACGGCAUAAUCCAGAACUCACGCGGCAAGAACAUCGAUGUGGGAUUCUUCCGCCUCGACGACGGCGUCGCCUGGGUGCAUUGCUGGGACGAGCACGGCGAGUUCAUCUCCGGCCCCUACAAACUAUGGUGCAUCGACACUGCAACCAACCAAUUCCGCCACAUGCGCAAAGGCGACGACCCCAAAUUCAUCAAAUCCCGCAGCAAUUCGCGCGAGCGCGAUGCAGACAGCCAGAGCCAGGACUCAAGGAGCACGCAGUUCCGCAGCGGCCCGGGAGGCACGCCUAGCAUGCCCGGCUCAAGGUCAAACAGCAUCAUGAUGUCGCCUUCGACGUCGGCGUCGGCGAGUAGGAAUAACUCGCGUCGCAAUAGUUUGAGGCGCAAUGAUAGUAUUCCGUUUGAGGAGGCGAGGGUCAAGUUGAGGCGCAUGGCAAUGGAUCAGGAAGAGGCUGUGCGCGCUGCGGCACAGGGACGGCUU
This is a messenger RNA of Dothidotthia symphoricarpi CBS 119687, 822 nucleotides long. RefSeq lists its product as uncharacterized. The transcript has a single exon. The annotation marks the transcript as partial. Lineage: Eukaryota; Fungi; Ascomycota; Dothideomycetes; Pleosporales; Dothidotthiaceae. The record is from RefSeq and is a predicted model, not a curated record.